AUGGCCAGGUGGCGAGGCUCGACAUCCACCUGGGCGAGUAGGAGUUACCUUUGCCGCUUAAAAAGUAGUAAUAUGAGCGGCGUAACUAGAAAUCUCAUACUAGAUCACGCGAACUCGAAUCAGUUCCAGAGGCACUACCUAGGGCGCCAACUUGCGGUCGACUCGUACGCACUCAUCCGCGGGCUAGAACCGCAGAAUGCCCUAGCAGUGAUCGACAUUGAGAACCAGCUUGCGGGCCUUGGCUUCGUUGAGGAACCGGCUAUCCGGAAGUCUAGCCGUCCGAGACGCCCAGCCCAGAAACGGCUAAUGGACGCACUCACGGCUCCGGUCGAAAGCACAGUCGAGGGCCAGCACCGGCGAAUAGAUGUUGCCAUCUAUGCCGUGAUGGCCUAUUACGUCGUAGUGGAAGGACCGGCUAAGACGGUCGUUAUACAGAAGACGGUCGUUAUGCAGAAGACGGUCGUCGUGCGGCUGUGUUGCCUAGCGCUCCGCUUGGAACCAGAUGACCCUUGCAUCGAAGAACUCAAGUACGAAUUUUACAGUGCCGGCGACUUAAACCACAAGAUACAUCUCCAACGCCAUGCCCUUCAGAUCCAUAGCACGGUAUCCUAA
Messenger RNA from Lasiosphaeria miniovina, 612 nucleotides. RefSeq lists its product as uncharacterized. The record is from RefSeq and is a predicted model, not a curated record. The transcript has 8 exons. NCBI's taxonomy places the organism in Eukaryota, Fungi, Ascomycota, Sordariomycetes, Sordariales, Lasiosphaeriaceae. Bases 1 to 612 code for a protein of 203 amino acids.